Molecule: messenger RNA, 2909 nt
Organism: Polyodon spathula (Mississippi paddlefish)
Lineage: Eukaryota; Metazoa; Chordata; Actinopteri; Acipenseriformes; Polyodontidae
Product: poly(rC)-binding protein 3-like
Exons: 15
Coding region: 594-1622 (342 amino acids)
Biological process (GO): regulation of RNA metabolic process; regulation of gene expression
Cellular component (GO): cytoplasm; nucleus
Molecular function (GO): mRNA binding
Source: RefSeq, a predicted model, not a curated record
CUCCCUUUAUUUGAGAGACCGCAGGUGUUGCUGUCUGCUUCUGAGUGAGAGAGAGAGGAGAACACAGCAUUCUCAUCUCCCCCCUCAGGCUUUCCCUUUCUCCCUGUUCCUUGUCAACCCUUUCCUCCCUCCCGGACCAGCACCCAUCUCAAACCGGACAGACCCAAACCUUCCCGGACCCUCCACCCACCACAAUCCUUUGGGAGACCUCCUUAACUUCAUUCUGCUUUCUGAAACAGAGAUACUCAGUAUGUUUUGAUUUGAAGUGCUGAGCAUUGAGAGUAAGGAGGCCGCUACUGUGUCUGGUUGCACGCGUUUCCAAAAUUGGCUGAGCUGCAGAGAGACUGGUCAAUGAGCUAAAAUUCUUCAAGUGAAACCUCCUUCCAGCAACAGAUUUUAAAAGGUCUGCUUGAAGUGUGAAGGCACAAGGUCACAUGACCUGGAAGGGAAAACCCAAGGGGCCUUUGGGAUCACUCAGUGGUUGGCAACACUUUUGAUGUGACUUUCUGGUUGGCUGCUGUACCUUCCACACUCAUCUUCUCCCAGGGACUCCACUAUAGUGACCACACUCCGGUUUUAUCUCACCACACAAAAUGGAAUCCAAAGUCUCAGAAAGCGGGCUGAAUGUUACCCUCACUAUCCGGCUGCUUAUGCAUGGCAAAGAAGUUGGAAGUAUUAUUGGCAAGAAAGGAGAAACAGUAAAGAAAAUGCGUGAAGAGAGUGGAGCACGGAUCAAUAUCUCUGAAGGGAACUGUCCAGAGAGAAUCGUCACUAUCACUGGCCCCACUGAUGCAAUAUUUAAGGCCUUCGCAAUGAUUGCUUACAAGUUUGAAGAGGACAUAAUUAACUCAAUGAGCAACAGCCCUGCUACCAGCAAACCUCCUGUGACUCUUCGACUGGUUGUGCCUGCCAGUCAGUGCGGAUCACUGAUUGGGAAAGGAGGAUCCAAAAUAAAGGAAAUUAGAGAGUCAACAGGAGCCCAAGUUCAGGUGGCAGGGGACAUGUUACCCAAUUCGACCGAGCGCGCUGUGACAAUCUCUGGAACCCCCGACGCCAUCAUUCAGUGUGUUAAACAGAUAUGUGUGGUCAUGUUGGAGUCCCCACCAAAAGGUGCCACCAUCCCCUACCGCCCAAAGCCCGCCUCCACCCCCGUCAUUUUUUCAGGUGGCCAGGUAAGAGCCGACCCACUGGCAGCGUCCGCAGCCAACCUCAGCCUUUUACUGCAGCACCAGCCACUGCCUGCCUACACAAUUCAGGGACAGUAUGCCAUUCCACAUCCAGAUCAGUUGACCAAGCUCCACCAGUUGGCUAUGCAGCAAACCCCUUUUACUCCCCUUGGACAGACCACCCCUGCUUUCCCUGGUAUGGAUGCCAAUCCACAGGCCGGUACUCAUGAACUCACCAUUCCCAAUGAUUUAAUAGGCUGCAUAAUUGGGCGCCAGGGAACCAAAAUCAACGAGAUCCGUCAGAUGUCUGGAGCGCAGAUCAAAAUUGCUAAUGCCAUGGAAGGCUCAGCGGAGCGUCAAAUCUCCAUUACGGGAUCCCUCGCCAGCAUAAGCCUCGCCCAGUACCUCAUUAACGCAAGGCUGACGUCUGAGGUCACUGGAAUGGGCACCCUCUAAUUUCUACCCACCAUCCUUCACUGCAUCACCUGACCCUCCUGAGCCAAUGGCAUUGCACCUAGUUUGUUCUCUUUAUAUUCUGCUGUCCUGCAUUUGAGUGAUAAUUGCUUAUUUAUAUAAUAUAAUCUAUACUUAUACAUAGUUAAAUACCACAGUUCAGUGUCCCUUCUCGCAUACCCAGAAUUGUUAACAGAUGCCCCAUACCUGCUGGUCCAUUGUUUUGAAUAAGACUGUUCUUUUUUGACACUCUAGUACCAUACUUGACAAUCGUGGUCACUGCACUACAUCCUUUUUGCUGUACUGUUUUUCUAUUUGUGUUGUGUGCUGCAGACAUGAUUGCUUCUUCUUUUGCACUAUUUGGUGCAGUGUGGCAAAGAAUGGUGGUUUAAAAAAAUGAUACAAUAUUGCCCUACAAUAUUUUUUUUUUUUUUUCAAACCACAGAUAACCAGAUACCUUAUAGCCUGUAUAUAUCAAACAUACAUACAAAAUGGAUAGACAAGGCAUGUCUAUGUUGUGUAUGCAAGCGGGUAUGCACUGUAUAAGGGAUGAAGCCCAAUAAUUUGGUUUGUAUUUGUGUUCAUUUGCUUUUUCAUUUAAAAGAUAGCAAUCAGACCCAAGGACAUUUUACGUGUAUUUGGAAACAACUGAGCCCGGCAUAGAUUUUAUUCCCUAAAAUUAAUUAUCUCCUUGUAACUGUGAUGUGGUCAGUAUAGCAGCUAUAUCCCAGUGUAGCCUUGGAAAAAGAUACCCAUUCAGUGUAAGGUUUUAAUGUUGUGAAACUGGUCCCUUGUUAAAAAAUGCAAAAUGCCUUCCAAUAAGAAAACUGUAGCUGAAUCCCACAUUCUUGACUCCCCCUUAGCCAUUGUAUACAUACAGUAUAACAGUAUACCUACAUACACAAAAAGAUGGAAACAUCAGUGCAUCCUUUGAUAGAAAUAUUUAGGUGUUACCAGUUAUGAUCCUCAGUAGAUAUCCUGUACUGUACCAUAGCUUAUACAAUUGGACUAAACCAAAUGUUUUAGGGCCAUGGAAUGUUUAAGGAAUAUUUAGUCCAGAACCCAGGGAGGUAAGUUUUGACUUUUGUUCUUUCUUCCUACCUCUCACACAUGAUUGUUUUUCUUUUUUUCAUGUCUGCUUUUAUAACCAAUAGGAUGUUAUUUUCUUUUCAAAUAAGCUGCAUUGAUGACGAGCACUGAACAAUGUGUUUGCGAUGUGUUUGCUCACUGAGCUGGUAUUGACAGGCAGUGGCUAUGAGCUGUAAAUUGUUGGCUAGUAAAGUGACAUGA